AUGGCGUCUAGCACCAGGUUUGCUCCCCUCCUCCUAGCGCUCGCCGUCCUCGCCGCGGCGGCGCUGGCCCCCUCGGCGUCGGCGGCGGCCGGGACGGAGUACUGCCGGGACACGCUGGGCGGCCUGCUGGCGUGCCACGCGUUCAUGUACGAGGGCGCGCCGGCGGCCUCGCCCGCCUGCUGCGACGCCUACAGCGCCGCCUUCAACGCCGACCCCUUCUGCCUCUGCUACAUCGCCAACGGUGUCUACGGCCGCUCCACCGGCUACGACGUCAACGUCACCCACGCCCUCGAGAUCCCCACCAGCUGCGGCCAGGUCCAGCCGCCCAUCCAGCUCUGCGACAUGCAAGGAGUGGUACUUCCUCCCUACGAGCCGGAGUCCGGACCCAAGGCUUCGUCGCCGGCGGCUCAGCCACCUUCAGCAGGAUCGGUAGAGCCACCGCGGUCGUCUCCUGCGGCGCCGUCGUCGACUUCCCCGCCACCGCCACCACCAACAACAACAACAACCUCCGGCAGUGAUCAAUCUUCGGCGCAGAUGGCCCUCGUGCUCUUCACCGUUGCUGCCGGCAUGCUCGCGGCCGUGGCCUGAAGAUGGGAAUUGCAGCCGUGAUAAGCUAUGAUAUCAGGACUUGCAGAAUAUGAAUAUUAGCUGCAGAUUGAAACAUACAUGUUGUUCGCAACAUGUAAUUAUGUAAUAGACUAAAUAUAUAGGUCUUUUUUCUUUGGUUAAUCAAAUAGGUAGGAGUUAGAUGAGGCUUUGUUAAUUCUCAUCUACUCCCUCUAUAAGCUUUUAUAAGACGUUUUAGAUCACUAACCUAAAACGUCUUAUAAAAGUUGAGGAAUAGAUGAGAAUUAGCAAAUCCAUUGUUUUAUUAGCGAAAUUCUGGAACUAAAUUGGUUAUUUGGGUGUUUCUUGCGUGUAUGACUAUGACAUAUAUAAUCUGCCUAUAUCCAAGUGCAUGCGUUAAUUAAAUCGAACAGGAGGCUCUAUAAAGAUUACUUUAACCAUGUACUCCCUCCCACAAUAUAAGAGUGUUUUUAACAUUAUAGUUCUUAUAUUGUGGAACGGAGGGAGUGCAUAAAAACAACAAUGUAAUUUUAAGGUGUCAAUAGAACAUAGUCAAGGUACUUUACCCAUAUUACCGAGUUUCUCCACUCUCAACAUUUGUUCCUACGAUACUCACCGCUGCCGCUCUCCAGGGAAGCAAUGCUUCUUUCUUAGCAAAAGUAGUCUACAGCCACCUACACCGCCUCUCUGAGAUGACUCUUUUGGUCAGACAUAUGGAUCCUCCCAAAACCCCUAG
Messenger RNA from Aegilops tauschii subsp. strangulata, 1303 nucleotides. RefSeq names its product non-specific lipid transfer protein GPI-anchored 15-like. NCBI's taxonomy places the organism in Eukaryota, Viridiplantae, Streptophyta, Magnoliopsida, Poales, Poaceae. The record is from RefSeq and is a predicted model, not a curated record.